CCUCGGGCGGGGCAUUGUCGGGUACUGCCUACAUAUGACUGACCCUAAGGUUAGGUAGGUAUGUGUAUGUAAGUAAGGAAGCACCUAUAUAGGUUAUAUCCUCCUGCCUGGGAAUUUCGGUUAUUGGUUGUCUUCUGAAGUUACAGGUCCUUCGCUCUUCCUAGAGAUUUUGUAUAACCACGGAAUAUCCAAGCUUGCGCUGCAAACAUGCCCCUGACAACUGCCUCUGUGUUCCCCCCGCCGUCGGCCCCUGGCGUGAAAUGGCCCGGCUCGAGAAGCGUCGUUCACAGCACGAAAGGUAUCGUCUCCUGCACGCAGCCUCUGGCGGCGAAGUGCGGAAUCGACAUCCUCAAUGCGGGGGGCAACGCGGCUGACGCCGCCGUGGCUGUGGCGGCCGGCAUGAACAUGACCGAGCCGUGCUCCACCGGUAUCGGCGGAGAUAUGUUCUGUUUGUAUUACGACGCCUCGACCGGCAAGGUUUCAGCCAUGAACGGCUCUGGCCGGGCCGGGGGCAAGUGCACCCUUGAGGCGGUCAGGAAGAGUCUCCAGAUUCCGGACGGCUCAGUGGGCAAGAUUCCCAUGACCAGUGUCCAUGCAGUGACGGUCCCCGGCGCGGCUGCCGGCUGGGUUGACACCAUCGAGCGAUUCGGCAGCGGGAAGCUCUCCAUGGAGCAAAUCCUGGCUCCGGCAAUCGAGCUGGGCGAGAAAGGGUUUCCUGUCUCUGAGUUGACAGCCUACUAUUGGGGUCGAACAGAAAGACUGAUGCGCUCGGCAUCUCCCAACUUCGCGGAGAUGCUCAAGGCAGACCCCGCGGGCGAGGGCGGAGUGAGAGCGCCCCGCGCAGGUGAUAUCAUGAAGCUCCCGGCGCUGGCGAACACGUUCCGUACGCUCGCAAAGGAAGGUAAGAAAGGCUUCUACACGGGCAGAAUAGCCGAGGAGCUGGUGAGGGUUGUCCAAGACCUCGGCGGGCAUCUCGAGCUGGACGACCUCAAGAACCACCUGGAGGUCGGCAGCGAGCCCGUCGAGCCCAUCUCCCUGAAGUUCCGGGGCCAGAACGCGGCUGGGGGUCCCGACGGGGCCGACGGCGUCGAGCUGUGGGAGCACCCGCCCAACGGGCAGGGGAUCGUCGCCUUGAUGGCGCUGGGCAUCGUCCAGGAGCUCGAGUCGCAGGGUAAGAUCCCCACCUUUGGGCCGCAGGACCACAACACGGCGCCCUACCUGCACGCCAUCCUUGAGGCGCUGCGCAUCGCCUUCGCCGACGCGAGCUGGUUCGUGACAGACCCCAACGUCGUCAAGGUCCCGACGGCCGAGCUCGUCUCGCAGGCCUACCUCGCCGAGCGGGCCCAGCUCUUCGACCCGGGCCGCGCGUCGGGCGUGCUGCAGCACGGCGACCCGCACCGCCGGUCCCCCGCGCUCGGCAGCAGCGACACGGUCUACUUUGCGUGCUCGGACGCCCAGGGCAACGCCGUGUCCUUCAUCAACUCCAACUAUGGCGGCUUCGGCACCUGCAUCAUCCCCAGGGGGUGCGGCUUCACGCUGCAGAACCGAGCCGCGAACUUCAGCCUGGACGCCGGGCACCCCAACGCGCUGGCGCCCCGCAAGCGGCCCUACCACACCAUCAUCCCGGGCCUGGUGACCAACCUGCCGGACGGGUCGCUGCACUCCGUGUUCGGCGUCAUGGGCGGGUUCAUGCAGCCGCAGGGCCAGGUGCAGGUGCUGCUGGGCCAGCUGGUGGGCGGGCUGAACCCGCAGCAGGCGCUGGACGCGCCGCGCGUGUGCAUCGGCGCGGGGAUGCCCGACGAGGGCGACGUCUUCGACCUGACCGUCUACGUCGAGGACGGCAUGCCCGAGGAGACGGUCGAGGGCCUGCGCAGGCUGGGCCACAGGGUCGGCGUCGUCACCGGUAUGCGCAGGGACCUGUUCGGGCGCGGCCAGAUCAUCCGCUAUGCCGUUGACUCGGUCGACAAGGGGGCCGGGCUGUGGUCGGCUGGUAGCGACUUUAGAGGGGACGGCGCUGCGUAUCCUGCUUAGCAGUCGUGGGAGGGUCUUCAGCGGCUUGUAUUAGGAACGUCAUGAUACUCUCGUAUACACAUUUACAUAUAAUAACAUAAACAUCGAG
Messenger RNA from Phialemonium atrogriseum, 2119 nucleotides. Its product is annotated as putative gamma-glutamyltranspeptidase protein. The transcript is spliced from 4 exons. Bases 208 to 2031 code for a protein of 607 amino acids. NCBI's taxonomy places the organism in Eukaryota, Fungi, Ascomycota, Sordariomycetes, Cephalothecales, Cephalothecaceae. The record is from RefSeq and is a predicted model, not a curated record.